AUGGAGGUACGGCGGGUCCGCGCCAAGGAGGAGCUCAUGUCGGAUCUGGAGGACCGUAAGACGCAAAUGAGGGCCAUCGGCGAAGAGAUGAAAGCAGCUCUUGCUCGGGAGUACGAACUAGAUCGUAUGCGUACGGAAAUUGGCGCCAAUUAUGCGAUGUCGGAGGCGUUUCACGCUCUGGACGAUGUCGAAAAGGAGGUCCAGCGAAUCAAACAGCAGCUGCAAGCUGAUAAGGCCGACCUCGCCGCCUGGGAGGCCCAGACUGCCGAGGAGCGCUCUCGAGGGCUGUUCUUCAAGAGCCUGUACUCCCUGACAAGGAACCACGGCAACCCCCAACAGAUUCGCUCCCCGUUCCGCCUCUACCUCUUCUCCUACCUGUCCGCCUUCCUGGCGCUGCUCGUCAUAAACGAUGUACUGGUGAUGUCGUCGGUGCCCCGUCCGGAGGCGGCUGAGGCGGCGGCGGUGGAGGCGGCCGUGACGAUGCCCCACGUCGCCAAAGAUGCGCUGUACGGCAUGCUGUCAGCGGGGCUAGGCUAUGUGGCUGUACUGGAACGCCAGGCACUGGGGCAGGCGCAGCAGCAGCAACAACAUCAACAGCAGCAGCAACAAGAUGGUGACGAGCCUUAA
Messenger RNA from Volvox carteri f. nagariensis, 627 nucleotides. RefSeq lists its product as uncharacterized. The record is from RefSeq and is a predicted model, not a curated record. Lineage: Eukaryota; Viridiplantae; Chlorophyta; Chlorophyceae; Chlamydomonadales; Volvocaceae. The transcript is spliced from 7 exons. The coding region runs from base 1 to 627 and encodes 208 amino acids.